Molecule: messenger RNA, 1103 nt
Organism: Lolium rigidum
Lineage: Eukaryota; Viridiplantae; Streptophyta; Magnoliopsida; Poales; Poaceae
Product: transcription initiation factor TFIID subunit 13-like
Exons: 6
Coding region: 267-884 (205 amino acids)
Biological process (GO): transcription by RNA polymerase II
Molecular function (GO): protein heterodimerization activity
Source: RefSeq, a predicted model, not a curated record
UCCCCGCCUCCGCUGUCUGUGAGCAGCUCCAACCUGCUCUCGCCCAGGACGGCCGCCAUCGGACCUGUCCGUGAGCAGAGCUCAACCCUGCUCUCGCCCCGGAGGCGGCCGCCAUCGGACCUGUCCGUGAGCAGAAACCUUUAAGCCCUAAACCGAGCCGGAACCCGACGGCCGUGCCGUGCGCCUUCAGGAAGGAAGCGGAGGCAGCCCAAAUCUCCUGUCCCCGCUUCCUCUCUCUGCCCAGCCCCUCCUUGACGCUGCACGGGAUGCAGAACCCUAGCGGCAACAACACCGCCCCGGCCGCUGCAGCGGCGGGCAAGUCCAAGUCCUCGGCGCAGGCCGCGGCAGCGGCUUCGGCCCACGGCCAUCAGCCAUCCCCGGCCACGCCUGCGGUUGCCAAAUCCAAGUCCUCGUCGCAGGCCGCCGCGGGGGCUCACUCCUCCCCGGCCACGCCGGCGGCGAGCAAGUCCAAGUCCUCGGCACAUGCAGCGGCGUCAGGCCAGGCCUCCUCCUCCUCUCACCACCACCACAUCCCCGGCGGCGCUGAGGCAGCCGCAUCGAGCCUUAAGCGCAAGCGCGGCGUCUUCCAGAAAGACCUGCAGCACAUGAUGUAUGGGUUUGGGGAUGAUCCAAAUCCACUUCCAGAAACAGUUGCGCUUGUGGAGGACAUUGUUGUUGAAUAUGUUACUGACCUGGUCCACAAGGCUCAGAAUGUCGCUUCAAAGCGGGGGAAGCUCUUGACAGAGGAUUUUCUUUACCUUAUCCGUAAGGAUAUGCGUAAGCUGCACCGUGCUACUGAGCUACUCUCCAUGAAUGAAGAGCUCAAGCAAGCAAGGAAAGCUUUUGAUGUGAAUGAAGAAACGCUAGUGGUUACUAAUGAGUAAUACCUCCUUGAGGACCUCCCGAGAGUAUCUGCAAUAUUUCAGUCAGUUGGACACUAGUCAGCAUCCAUCUGUAUAUAUAUGUAGUAUUAAGCUGCAGAAGUUUGUUUUCUGUCAAGUUGGCGUCAGAUAUCACUUUUCACUUGAAUGAAUUGAUAUCACUGUACGAUUUGCUCAAUCUUGUUGCCAUACGAUGCGAUAUGGCAAAAGGCUUUUGAUAUC